AUGAAGUUCCUUCUCUUUGCCCUUCCUAUCCUCGCCCAGCCGUUCAAUCCUUCGCCCCGGACCGGUACCGCGACUGGAACACCCCCCCGGGACCACGGCGGCUUCCUCCCCAAACGCAAGAACCGCACCUGCAAACUCAAGUAUCUCGACAACAGCGGCAAAUGGAGCAGUUGGGCCGAUGUAGGAGGGGAGCUUGACUCGGUGCCGGCGAGCUGCAGUCGCAAGAGGGACAAUUACCACAUCUUUUGCAAGGGAACGGAUGGUCAGAUUUAG
Molecule: messenger RNA, 273 nt
Organism: Thermochaetoides thermophila DSM 1495
Lineage: Eukaryota; Fungi; Ascomycota; Sordariomycetes; Sordariales; Chaetomiaceae
Exons: 2
Coding region: 1-273 (90 amino acids)
Source: RefSeq, a predicted model, not a curated record